CAAUAACAUUCACCGCUCCAAUAUUCUGCGACCAAUUCUGAGCAGCUCUCCAACAUUUGACCAAUCACAGCGGAGAAAUGUUGAGAAGGACUCAUGGGGGACUUUGACACUGUCAGGAGAACUGCCCAUGUCCUCACCAUAUUGCUACACUUGCCAGCGUUCCCACUCAGAUGAGCAUCUGCACCUGCAAACAAGACCAUACAAAGUAACAAAUCAAACCCAUCGAUUACCAGGCAACCAAUAUAGUGGUUGCCCAACAUAGUCCUCCCUGUAGUGGAGGGCAGAUUUCAUAGGACCAUAAAAAGUACCUGAGCCCCUAUUUUACUGAUUUGAUGAAGUGGAGGGAAUGAUUUGGUGGAUCUGUUAGUCCAAAAAGGAAACAGUGAGAUGAAGAUAAAGUAUUAGAAGAUGAGGACAACAUAGAGAAAAUGGAGCAAAGGCCCUUGUGACUUCUCUCAUGCAAAGAUAACACCACUUUCACCACAUGCUAACCACAGCAACCGCAGCAGCACAGUAGUCCAAAAUUUGCCCUGAAUAGUCUGCAGUCCCACAGUCAGUUGUCACAAGGGGACAAAAGAGAGGGAGAUGCAACUUCUGCACAACAGAAAAGGACUGCAAAAGUGUACCCUAGUAACUGACAUGGAGGAAGAUGAGGGCUUCUCUGAUAUCACAGUGCCGGGCCUGGAGGUCCUUCAGGUUCCAGCCUCUCCAACUCCUGGUUUCUGCACCAUUACAUCUGGUCUUGGUUCGCUGGCUGACAAUACAUCCAGUCUUGCCUCCAGCGUCUCCACCCUGGCGAUCACCACAUCUUCCAUGGCUCCUGGCACAUCCAGUCUGGGCUCUGGCACAUCCACCACAGCUCCCAGCAGAUCCACCCUGGUUCCCGGCACAUCUGAUAUGACUCCCAGCACAUCCACCCUGGUUCCUGGCACAUCCACCCUAAUACCAGCAGUAGUCCUUCCUGUGUCAGCAGUUCAGGGCACCAACCCACAAGCCAGUGCGCCUAUCACCACAGUGGAAGCUGGAGCAACUCCAAAGAGGCCAUAUAGGCGAACUGUAGAAGCAAACACAUGUAAAAGGUGUGGCCAGUUCUGCACUGGACGCAGCCAGUACUCUGCCAGUACCAUGGCAGAGUGUAGUGCCCUCAAUCUGAAUUUCUUCCAAAAGACCAAUGGUUGGAGGAAAUGAGGAAAAAGUUCCCUAAAUAAUAAUGUGAAAUGUAAAUAGUUAAUAGUUGUAAAUAUUAGUUGUAUUGUAAAAACUUUAAAAUAGUUUAUUAAAGUAUUGAAAUAUUAUUGUCUUUACUGUAAACAGUUGUAUGAAAAAUCAAUAUUUCUACAUCUGAAGUUUUCAUU
Thunnus maccoyii (southern bluefin tuna) is the source of this 1355-nucleotide messenger RNA. RefSeq names its product putative protein TPRXL. The transcript has 3 exons. NCBI's taxonomy places the organism in Eukaryota, Metazoa, Chordata, Actinopteri, Scombriformes, Scombridae. The record is from RefSeq and is a predicted model, not a curated record. Bases 586 to 1188 code for a protein of 200 amino acids.